UUCGGCGCGGAUUGGAUCAGGCACUCAAGGGGGCAGCCCCGGAGGGCCGUCCCAGAAGCCCUCGCGCCGCCGGGGUCCUAGCAGUCAGCACCGCCUUCCGCCGCAUGUGCCUGCAACGCGAUGCCCAAAUCCAAGCGCGACAAGAAAGUUUCCUUAACCAAAACUGCCAAGAAAGGCUUAGAACUGAAACAGAACCUGAUAGAAGAGCUUCGGAAAUGUGUGGACACGUACAAGUACCUUUUCCUCUUCUCCGUGGCCAACAUGAGGAACAGCAAGCUGAAGGACAUCCGGAGCGCCUGGAAGCACAGCCGGAUGUUCUUUGGCAAAAACAAGGUGAUGAUGGUGGCCUUGGGUCGAAGCCCAGCUGACGAGUACAAAGACAACCUACAUCAGGUCAGCAAGAAGUUAAGGGGUGAGGUCGGUCUCCUUUUCACCAACCGCACCAAGGAGGAAGUGAAUGAGUGGUUUACGAAAUACGCGGAAAUGGACUUCGCUCGAGCCGGAAACAAAGCAACUUUCACUGUGACCCUGGACCCAGGGCCCCUGGAGCAGUUCCCCCACUCCAUGGAGCCACAGCUGAGGCAGCUGGGCCUGCCCACCGCCCUCAAGAGAGGUGUGGUGACCCUGCUGUCCGACCACGAGGUGUGCAAGGAGGGCGAUGUGCUGACCCCAGAGCAGGCCCGCGUGCUGAAGCUUUUCGGGUAUGAGAUGGCUGAAUUCAAGGUCACCAUCAAAUACAUGUGGGAUGCACAGUCCGGAAGUUUCCAGCAGAUGGGAGAUGACUUGCCCGAGAGUGCGUCCGAAUCAGCAGAAGAAUCAGAGGGGGAGGACGACAGCUGACGGACACUUGGCCGGACUGUGGGACCGCCAUCCCGCUGGCCGAACGGCAGGGAGGGCACGAGGGAUGGACUGCUUUUUUGUAAGCAAUAAAACUGUCUGCAGGGAGCUCCUGUGGACAGCAGAGAGGACUUUUUCUAGGAAAAAAGGCCUUUGCUUUGA
This is a messenger RNA of Mustela lutreola (European mink), 999 nucleotides long. RefSeq names its product MRT4 homolog, ribosome maturation factor (gene MRTO4). Gene Ontology annotation, biological process: ribosomal large subunit biogenesis; ribosomal large subunit assembly; nuclear-transcribed mRNA catabolic process. Gene Ontology annotation, cellular component: preribosome, large subunit precursor; nucleolus. The record is from RefSeq and is a predicted model, not a curated record. Lineage: Eukaryota; Metazoa; Chordata; Mammalia; Carnivora; Mustelidae. Gene Ontology annotation, molecular function: RNA binding. The coding region runs from base 121 to 840 and encodes 239 amino acids. The transcript has 8 exons.